AUGCCUGCCCUACAACCACGACUUCGUCGGUCUGCACGCCUGCAGACCAUCUCUCAAAACAUCAACAUACCGUGUCGCAAGGACAACAGGAAACGAAUGGACCCACCAACUCGUGGAAGGGGGAGAUGGGGAGGGGGAGGGGGAGGGGGAGGGGGAGGGGGUAAUAUACAAGACUCGUCACCAGCCACAAUUUCGUGGCAUAACGUCCCUAUGCGCACCAACAAGCUCGUCGAUUUCCUCGUCGAGCAUCCGCCAGACUGUGCCAUAUUAUUUGUGACUGAGAGUAAGAAGUCCAGCAACUAUCACGCUGACUUUGGCCGUGCAUCGGGCAAGGACAAAGGGGAGAUCUACAGUGUGAUUGCAAAGGUAAUCUUUCACGACGAUGCUACGUAUGGGAGUUGGUAUGCCACCAACCCCAUCAAGUUCCAUGACUCUGUGGCCAAUCGCAUCGCAUCUCUACGGACUAAAUUCCGCAAUAUUUGUGCUGAAUUCGAGUCUACAGGUGCGGGCAUCGUGCCAAUUGACUCGGAGACGUCUGACAACUUACAUCGUAAAAUCAAGAAAGAAUUUCCAUGGUACAAUGACCUCUACCGGAUAUGGGGAUCCAACCCCUCGUUUUCUGCCAAAACGAGCUCAUCGAAACCAGGUGCUGACCAUGCUGGUGACCUAUUCGCACUAACUCGUCCUGCGGGAGGUUCACAGAACCCUCCUUCAGGCACCCAUCUGCAACUCAACAUAAUUAUCCCUAACCCUGCCAUAGGCAGUGCUGGUUCCCCGCAGCUCAAUUACAUGGUUCGUCCCUCAGGUCCUUCUACCUCAUGCGCAGGUGACAACACUCACGUCCAACAAACGGACUAUGCCCGCCCUCCUCCAAGUGUUGGAGGCAGCUCAGCUGACUCCCCUGUGCAAACGCCUUAUGUGCCUCUUCCCCGAAGUGGUCCUGCUACCCCCCUGGAACCAAACCACUCCCCUCAAUAUGCUCAGGGAGCCAGCGGUGCUGGCUCCUCCCCACAACAGGGCUUUUCUCAAGCUCCCGCAAGCAACUGUGCAGGCAGCACGACAAGCUCCCCCCUCCACUUCAGCCAUACGCCCCUUCCUCCCAGUAGCCGUUCAUUCGGCCGUGAAGAUUAUUCUCCGGCCCCCCUGGGAUCUGAUUAUGACCCACCUUUCGAUGAUGGCCCCCUUGCUCAUGGUAUGGGGGACCUUUGUAUGGACGACACGGACGAAGUUCGUCAUGAUGAGGAGAAUGUAUAUAAUUUGGACAGCCCGCCCAGAUCAAAAAAGGCAUGCGGAAAGAAGCAGCAGCUACCUUCCUCUCCCACUCCGUCGCCUCCCAAGGCACCCCCUCCCCGCACCUCCAACCACGACAGUUGCAGCUCAUUCAAGUCCCACAUCAAUCACGUCAUCAUGCGCAACAGCGCUUCUUCCCCCACCUCUUCAUCGAAGGCUUCGUUGCAAUGGUCCAAUCCAUCCUCCCCUCAGCAGGCAUCUCCGACGUCCCAAAUGUUGCUCUCCGAGAGACCGAGCAGCAGGGAGUCGGUGAAGAAGCAUCUCCGAACGGAGGUUCAGCAACAAGUUGAGAUGUUGAAUGACGACUUAGAGAGUGUGCACUCCGAGAAGCUCACCUUAUACCAGCUCAAGAAUGAGCGCCUGAUGGUCAAGCUCAACGCCAAUCGCCAAGACAAGGAGCACCAUUUCAUAUGUGAGGAGUGCGCCCAUGAGCGCGCAGACGCCGCGCUCGUCCAUCAAUGGCUGCAGGAGAGCAAGGACCAGGAGAUUCGUUUGCGGGAAGCGGAUGCGAAGGCUCUCGAGUUAGAGAGGCAGGUGAUGCUCUUGCGCAUUGAAUAUGCCAAGAUCAACAAGCCAUGA
Suillus discolor is the source of this 1869-nucleotide messenger RNA. RefSeq lists its product as uncharacterized. The record is from RefSeq and is a predicted model, not a curated record. The transcript is spliced from 3 exons. The coding region runs from base 1 to 1869 and encodes 622 amino acids. NCBI's taxonomy places the organism in Eukaryota, Fungi, Basidiomycota, Agaricomycetes, Boletales, Suillaceae.